Messenger RNA from Spirodela intermedia, 2800 nucleotides. The record is from the annotation of a GenBank genome assembly. Lineage: Eukaryota; Viridiplantae; Streptophyta; Magnoliopsida; Alismatales; Araceae.
AUGGGUGUGGCAUUCCGCGUUCUCCAGGUGUUCCUCGUCGUCGUCUGCUGCCUGGCCCGCGGCUUUGUCUCCGAGCCGACGGAGGACAAGGCGGCGCUGCUGGAUUUCCUCGGGCGGACGCGGCACGGAAGGCGGAUCCAGUGGAACUCCUCGGCCUCCCCCUGCGAAUGGAGAGGGGUCACCUGCGACGCCAAUCGGAACCAGGUCGUAGCUCUCCGCCUCCCCGGAUCGGGACUGGUUGGCCCCAUCCCCCCCAACACACUGUCCCGUCUCUCUGGCCUCCGAGUGCUCUCCCUCCGCUCUAACCGGCUCUCCGGCGAGCUCCCGGCGGACCUCGCCAAUCUGUCGCUCCUCCGCUCCCUGUACCUGCAGCGCAACCGCCUCUCCGGCGAGCUCCCUGCGGGGGUGGCCAGGCUCACCCGUAUGCUGCGGAUGGACCUGUCUGCCAACAACUUCAGCGGCUCCAUCCCCUUCGCGCUCAGCAACCUGACCCGCCUCACAGGCCUGUUCUUGGGGAACAAUAAUUUCUCCGGUAGCAUCCCCAGCAUCGACAUCCCCGGGAUGGUGGAGUUCAACGUGUCCAACAACAGGCUCAACGGGUCGAUCCCCGAGCCCCUGCAGCGAUUUCCGGCCUCCUCAUUCGCCGGAAACCUUGAUCUCUGCGGCGGUCCCCUACCUCCCUGUAAAAACUUCUUUCCAUCCCCGGCGCCGUCCCCGGGAGGCGAAGAGACUCCCGCUCAGGUCCCCGCCGACAGGGGGAAGAAGAAGAAGCUCUCGACGGCGUCGAUCAUCGCGAUCUCCGUCGCUUGCGGCGCCGUCCUGUUGCUGGCCCUCCUGCUGCUGCUCAUCUGCUUGGUCCUCCGCAGGCGCCGGCGCCGAGAGCCGGCCAAGUCGCCGAAGAGGGCUUCGGCAAUCCCCAGAUCUGGCGGAGGGGCGGCUGAGACGGCCACGACGUCGUCGUCCAAAGACGAUAUCGGGGGUGGACGGGCGGGAGUGGAGAAGAACAAGCUGGUGUUCUUCGAGAACAGGCUCUACGGCUUCGACCUGGAGGACCUUCUGCGGGCUUCCGCGGAGGUUCUGGGAAAGGGUAGCAUGGGGACGUCGUACAAGGCGGUGCUGGAGGACGGGAUGACCGUGGUGGUGAAGCGCCUCAAGGACGUGGCCGUGUCCAAGCGCGAGUACGAUGUGCAGAUGGAGGCCCUCGGCAAGGUGAAGAACGACAACGUGGUGCCCCUCCGGGCCUUCUACUACUCCAAGGACGAGAAGCUCCUCGUCUACGACUACUUUCCCGCCGGCAGCCUCUCCGCCCUCCUCCACGGUGAGCCCCUGCCUCUCUCUCUCUCUCUCCCUCGCGGUUUUCACUGCCCCCAUCACCAGAACCAGUACUUUAGGGUUUAUGACAAACGCGAUCCCCGUUUUCUCCCGAUCGAUCCACCAUUCAGUCGAUUCUGGCAAAUUGUCCAGACCAAACCCAAAUCGACCCAUCCCGCCGUCGCUUCCACCAGCGCUUGAUGGCCAGUCAUCCUUGUGCGCGAGCAUUUUUUCUCAGUUAGCCUGGAAUACUCAAAUCACUCCCCCCAACCGCCGCCAUGGGUUUCCGUCGUCGUCUCUCCAUCUACCGUGAUCUCUGUGCGCUCUCGGUCUCCGGCUAACAAUGGGGUACCGUCAUCAUAAUGACGAUCGCGCUUCCACACGCCACCGAGCGCGGAAGUCCUGCGUCGUCCUUGUCGCAUUCAUGCUCCUCCCCGCUCCUCCCCGGUGGAGAAGAUUUUCUGUGGGCGGGGCCCAUCUGACGUCGGAAUGGCUGCUUCCACUCCAUACAUUGCCAGAUUCUUUUUCUCACUUGGUUGCCCUGUGAUUGAUUGAUGGCUCCUCUGCCGUUUCUAGUUCUGUAGCUCCUUCCCCCUCCCACCACACCAUCCAUCGUGUGGUGGUGGCGGUGGUGGGCAGCGGCGGAGCUGCGGCCGGCGCUACCGCGGCUUGUUUUUCUUCUUUUUUUUUCGCCUUACAGUCCCCGUAGUCUGUAGAUGGUUUGGAACUUGGGUUGUUCGGUGGUCAACGUCCUCUGUGACCGACUUUGACUGGGUUCUUCGUCCUGGUCCAUCGUCGACAUGCAGGGAGCAGAGGGUCUGGGCGCACCCCGCUGGACUGGGACAACCGGAUACGCAUCGCCCUGGCGGCGGGCCGCGGCCUCGCGUACCUCCACACCGUCGCCAAGGUCGUCCACGGCAACGUCAAGGCCUCGAACGUGCUCCUCGGCGGCGGCGACCCCGACGGCGGCGCCGUCUCCGACUACGGCCUCGCCCCACUCUUCGGGACGGCGUGGCCCCCCACCCGGGCGGCGGCGGCGGCAGGGUACAAGGCCCCGGAGGUGGCGGAGACUCGGAGGCCCACCUUCAAGUCGGACGUGUACAGCUUCGGGGUGCUGCUGCUGGAGCUGCUGACGGGGAAGGCCCCGAACCAGGCGUCGCUGGGGGAGGAAGGGAUCGAUCUGCCGCGGUGGGUGCAGUCGGUGGUGCGGGAGGAAUGGACGGCGGAGGUGUUUGACGUGGAGCUGAUGCGGUAUGACAACAACAACGGCGACAAGGAGGAGGAGAUGGUGCAGGUGCUCCAGGUGGCCAUGGCCUGCGUCCAGACCGUCCCCGACUCCCGCCCGGACAUCCAGGACGUGGUGCGGAUGCUGCAGGAGGUCCUCAACCGUGGGGCCACCGCCGCCGCCGCCGAGGAGGACGACCCGUCGUCCAAGGCCGGCGGCGCCUCCGGCGGGCCGUCGACCCCUCCGGCUGCCGCCACGCCGUAG